This is a messenger RNA of Plasmodium malariae, 2553 nucleotides long. RefSeq names its product inner membrane complex protein 1a, putative (gene IMC1a). The record is from RefSeq and is a predicted model, not a curated record. The transcript has 5 exons. NCBI's taxonomy places the organism in Eukaryota, Apicomplexa, Aconoidasida, Haemosporida, Plasmodiidae. Bases 1 to 2553 code for a protein of 850 amino acids.
AUGUUUAAUGCAUGCAAAAUAAAUAGUAAUUGUUGUAGGGAAGAAAGUGAUAAAACGAAAAAAUGUAUGAUCGAAGAAAACCAAGUCCUGUAUGAUGAACAGUUAAUAGAAGAUAAUGGAGGACUUAAAAAAAUUAUAGAAGGAGAACCGGACCAGUCAAAAGCUGUAGAGAUCAGUCAACACACAGAGAGAGAAUACGUUGCUAUAACUGCGUACCAACCAGUUGAUAUUGUGACAAGAACGGUUGAAGUUCCCUUUGUUCGAACAAUUGAAACAACUGUCCCUAAAAUAACAUAUGAAAGUAAAAUUAGAGAAGUUCCAAAGUAUUAUUCCAAAAUAAUAGAAAAGGUUAUUGAAAUUCCAGAAGUGAAAUAUGUAGACAAAAUUGUUGACGUGCCAAGAAUUCAGUACUGCUAUAAAUAUGUCCCGAAAGUAGAAUUCAAAGAGAAUAUUAUAAAGAAACCAGUUUUCGAAAAAAAAAUUGUAGAAAAAAUUGUAGAAGUCCCAAAAGUAAAAGAAAUGAAAAGAUUUCAGGAGGUCGAGACAGUGGAAUAUGUUAUAAAGUACGUUCCAAAAAGUACGAAUGAGUAUGAAAACGAACAAAGGGAAAAGAAGGUGCAUAACAGAAAUGAAGAUUUAGACCGUGAAAUGAAAGAAUCUAAGGAAGAACAUAAAGAGGAUAAUGCACAAAAUGUAGAAAAUUUACAAAAUCAACACAAUGUGGAAAAUAUGGCAAGUUAUGAUUUGUACUCACCAAAAGAUAAAACAGAUGGUGCAAAGUUAAUUAGAACCAUUCCUACUGAUCUUAAUGAAAAUUUCUACAUACAUCCAAAAGUGUUACUUAAUGAGAAGAACAUGUCAACUGGUAUACAGGAGAUGUAUCCUUACAUCUUUACUAGGUCAUUGCAAAAUGGAGAAGAAAAAAAACAAGAUACUACUAUGCCUUCUUUUGGUUUACGUAAUGAGCUAUCAAUGAUGCAACUACAAGAAAAGAACAAUUCCAUUUUACACACACCUAGAAUUGAACAAGUGUUUAAACCAAAAAUUGUAAAAAAUAUAGAAGUACAAAAACAUGUUCCUAUUUCUGUUGAUGUUCCAGUACCUUAUAUGGUACCAAAACCUGUCGUUGUUAAUGUAGAAGUCCCUGUUUUGAAAUUUAGAGAUACAUUUGUGCCUGUACCAGUCAGAAGAAAAAUUAUACCAAAAAUUAAGUGGAUAUCAGAUGUUUAUCAAGUAGAUUGUAUAAAAGAAAGACCAUAUUUGAAAAUCCAGGAUAUCAUAAAACCAAUCCCUUGCGAUGUUGAUAUUAAAUAUUGGAAAUAUAUGGAAAAAGCGUGUGCAAUUAACCCGAAUGAGUUACCACAAGAUGAUGUUCACGCAAUGUGGAUGCGAGUUAAUGCUCACCUAGCUGAGAAAAAGAAAAAGGAGUAUGGCGACUUGUACCCAUAUUAUAGAAAUGAAAAUGGGGAAAUCAAUUUCAGCAAAGAGAAACAGGACGGAAGUGACAGUGAGGGAUACUCAGAGGAAGGAGGGGAAAGUGCUAAGGAAGAAUUUAACGAAAAUUAUGAAGGUGAAAGAGGAGCUGAGGAAAACAAAGAGUUGGAGAAAGAGAAUGAAAAUGUAGAAGAAGAUGAAAGAAAUGAGGAGAAGGCAGAAGUGGAUGAAAAUAACUAUAUAGUUUCAGAGGAAGAAGGAAACUAUAGAGGGGACGAGGACAUAAGUAAUAAGAAUAAAAUGGAAGAGAACAUAUAUAGAGAAAAUAUCCAAAUUGUUAGAAAUGGUAAUAAUAAUAUUGGCCAAAAUGAUACAAAAUGUAGUGGUGAACAAAAGAAACAAAAUGGGCAAGGAAGCCAAAACGAAGAGGCACAAAUUGAAUAUAAGGAAACAAAUAGUGAAAGGGGAAAAGUAAAUUCAGAAAAAAAUAUAUUUCUUAAUAAUAAAAAAAAUGAAACUUUGUAUACACAAAAUGAAGAUAAAAGCACUAAUGUAUGUUGUCAAAAUACGAAAUGCUAUGAUAAUAGUGCACAAAAAAAUGAAGAGAAAUGUAAUUUUGAAUGUAUGGAUGAAUUUAUAAAUGAAAUGAAAAAAAGAGAAAAUUUAGAGGAACAACCAAUUGCAUCUUUAUAUCCUUCUCACCCACUUGCUAUGACGUAUUUGCAGAACAAAUGGAUUCAUGCGGAUACCUUAAGAACACAUGAACUUUAUAAUGAUAAUUUUAUUAAAGCAAAUAUUAAUGCAAACUUCAAUUUACAAAGUGGAAAUGCUGUAGUUUCUGAUAUUAUGCGUAAUAAGGAUUUUUUACAAAGUGCUAACCCUAUUAUAGCUCCCUUCAGGCCUGGUAAUAUGAGACAUAUAGAAAAUUAUUACAACAAUGUGAUCAUUCAAAACAUAAGGGAAGAAAAUAAUAAAUUCCCGAAUAACAGAUAUAUUCAAAUGACACAGGAAAAGGAUGCCAUCAGAAUUCAAAUGAAUGAAAAUAUGAAAAGUUAUAGCAAAGGAGAAAAGAGCGAUUCGGAGGACAACCAAUGCUGUAACUAUUUUUGCAAAAACUGA